GAGAGGGAGGGAGGGCUGGCAAGCACAGCAAACGCCUGCCCUGAUCUCACUACCUGAGGAAAACCACUUCAAGGGCACAGGAGUCACACAGUGUACACAAGCCUGAGUACAGAGGAAUUUUACUGCCAAAAUCGUAGCCGCCUGCAGCCUGAGUGGAUUGUACUCACUCAAAUUUGACAAAAGGGCUACACAGAGAUGGCUGAGGCGCAUCAGGCGGUGGGCUUCCAGUUCACUGUGCGCCCAGAUGGUGUUGACGUUAAACUAAGCCAAGAGGUCAUCAAAAACAUCUAUUUAUCUGGUGUCACUGCAUGGAAGAAAAGGGCGAUACAAUUCAAGAAUGGUGUUUUGGCUGGAGUCUACCCAGCCAGUCCUUCCAGUUGGCUGAUAGUUGUAAUUGCAAUGAUGAGUACUCUGUAUAUCCGCAUAGACCCCUCUCUCGGAAUGAUUGACGCCAUCAAGGAAAACCUACCACAAAGAGACUACAUGUCAGUGCAGACCCGAGCAGUGCUGAGUGCCAUCCUGUUUGCUACUGGAUUGUGGCUGUUCCUUAUUUUCCUCUUAAGAUACACUCUCAAAGCCCUACUCUCCUAUCAUGGCUGGAUUUUUGAGUCCCAUGGAAGAAUGAGUACCUCUACCAAAGUAUGGUUGACCCUGGUCAAGAUGUUCUCUGGGCGCAGACCACUGCUGUACAGCUUCCAGGCCUCCUUACCCAGACUCCCUGUACCUAGUGUGGACGAUACCAUUCAUAGGUACCUUGAGUCAGUCCGUCCCUUGUUGGACAAUGAAAAGUUCAACCAAAUGGAGAUUUUAGCCAAUGACUUCAGGGACUCAAAGGCAGCGAGACUACAGAGAUACCUGGUUCUUAAAUCCUGGUGGGCAACAAAUUAUGUAAGCGACUGGUGGGAGGAGUACAUCUACCUCAGAAGCAGGGGUCCCAUAAUGGUCAAUAGUAACUUCUAUGUAAUGGAUCUCUUGUACAUAACUCCAACACACCGACAGGCUGCACGUGCGGGUAAUGUCGUCCAUGCAAUGCUACAGUACAGACGCAAACUGGAGCGUGGUGAACAUGCACCGCUAAGGGCUUUGGGGACUGUUCCUAUGUGCUCCACCCAGAUGGAGAGGAUAUUUAACACCACCCGCAUCCCUGGCAUUGAAACAGAUAUUGUCCAGCAUCUGACAGACCGUAAACACCUUGUUGUGUAUCACAAGGGCCGCUUUUUCCAAGUAUGGCUGUACACCGGAGGGCGCCACCUUCUACCCAGUGAACUUGAGAUGCAGUUUCAGAGGAUCCUCAAUGACACAUCAGAACCACAGCCAGGGGAACUCAAACUAGCUGCACUGACUGCAGGCAACAGAGUACCAUGGGCUCGGGCUCGGAUCCAGUAUUUCACUCAAGGAGUAAACAAAGCCUCCCUGGAUGCUAUUGAGUCAGCCGCCUUCUUCCUGACACUGGAUGAUGAGCCGCAGGGCUAUGACUCUGCAAAGAGCAAUUCACUCGACAGUUACGCCAAGUCUCUGCUUCAUGGAAAAUGUUAUGAUAGGUGGUUUGACAAAUCUUUCACCUUAAUCUCUUAUCCAAAUGGGAAAAUGGGUGUAAAUGCAGAACAUUCUUGGGCAGAUGCACCAAUUGUUGGACAUAUGUGGGAGUAUGUCCUUGCCACAGACUGCUUCCAUCUUGGCUACACAGAGGAGGGGCACUGUAAAGGGGAUGUAAACAAAGGCCUGCCUUUUCCAAACAGACUCCAGUGGCAGCUUCCAGAGGAGUGCCAAGAGGUCAUCGAGGCAUCAUACCUAUCAGCCAAGCAGAUAGCUGAUGAUGUGGACUUCCAUGGUUAUCUCUUCAAUGAAUUUGGAAAAGGCCUGAUUAAGAAGUGCAGGACUAGCCCUGAUGCCUUCAUUCAGCUGGCCCUGCAGUUGGCUCAGUUCAGGGACCAAAGAGUUUUCUGUCUCACGUACGAGUCAUCAAUGACUCGUAUGUUCAGAGAUGGUCGGACAGAGACUGUACGGUCCUGCACCUCUGAGGCUGUGGCGUUUGUCAGAGCCAUGGAGGACCCAGGUGCAACAAAUGCCCAGAGACUUGCCCUAUUUCGGAAGGCAGCUGAUAAGCACCAGAACAUGUACCGCCUGGCCAUGACUGGUUCAGGUAUCGAUCGACAUCUCUUCUGUCUCUACAUUGUGUCCAAAUACCUCGGUGUUGACUCACCAUUUCUCAAGCAGGUCCUCUCAGAGCCCUGGAAGCUGUCCACCAGUCAGACACCUCAACAGCAGCUCAAUUUAGUUGAUAUCAACAAAUUUCCAAAAUAUGUGGGUGCUGGUGGUGGAUUUGGCCCAGUGGCUGAUGAUGGUUAUGGUGUGUCUUACAUCAUUAUUGGGGAAAACCUUAUCACAUUCCACAUCUCCAGCAAAUUUUCCAGCCCUGACACAGACUCAUACCGCUUUGGCCAGCACAUUCAGAGUGCUAUGCUUGAUAUUCAAGAACUUUUCAAACCUAUAAAUGACAAGAAGACGGUGGAACUUGCAAAUCAUGUACAGCUAGAAAAUGGGAAAAAGCACAUUUAAGUGCCGGGUGCUAUACUGAAGUGAACUCAAUGAUUUGUCAUGCUUCAUGGAUCAAACUGAAUGUUCAUCAUCAUACUGUAAAGUGUAUUGGCAAACGACAUGAAUAUUUCCUGAUGUUGAAAGGUUACACUUGUUUUUCCUGUGCAAAACCAUUAGAGCAGGUCAUUCCACAAUGCCAUACAAAGGUAAUAUUUAUUUCUAAGUAUUUAUAUUGUACCUUAAAGAGGUGCUUAGUUUUGGUGAUGUGGGAAUGAUUUGAAUAUUUGACUUUUUUUUCUCUGUUUGCAUUAAUUUAAUUUUUGUCUCUGUAUAUAAAGAGUGUAAAUACAUAUAACUGAAGAACUGCACUUUGUUUGAAAAUGUUAAAUCUUUGUUACACGUUAGGGUAUAUCUAAUGAUUACUUUUAAGAAACUGCCAUUUUUGAUGACAAAAUAAAAUGUCAUAUAGUUCAUCAUUACAGCUUUUGUGCCAUUAAACUAACGGCGGACAAA
This is a messenger RNA of Sphaeramia orbicularis (orbiculate cardinalfish), 3051 nucleotides long. It is a transcript of the gene cpt1b, whose product is annotated as carnitine palmitoyltransferase 1B (muscle). NCBI's taxonomy places the organism in Eukaryota, Metazoa, Chordata, Actinopteri, Kurtiformes, Apogonidae. The record is from RefSeq and is a predicted model, not a curated record. The coding region runs from base 196 to 2559 and encodes 787 amino acids. Gene Ontology annotation, molecular function: carnitine O-palmitoyltransferase activity. The transcript is spliced from 19 exons. Gene Ontology annotation, biological process: long-chain fatty acid transport; fatty acid metabolic process; carnitine metabolic process. Gene Ontology annotation, cellular component: mitochondrion.